This is a messenger RNA of Coregonus sp. 'balchen', 5585 nucleotides long. The record is from the annotation of a GenBank genome assembly. Lineage: Eukaryota; Metazoa; Chordata; Actinopteri; Salmoniformes; Salmonidae.
CUGAGUUUCAUGUUGCAAAUGACUUCAGAGAUUUAUUUUAAAACGCCUUGAUAAAAACAUUAUAUAUUACUGGUUACAACAAUUCAUUCUUAAGUAAAUUUAUAUAAAUCUAACGGUUUAAAGCGGUAUCGAUGGCGUGUUUUUUUCCCGGAGCGUGUUCUACAGUGAACCAAAGUUGUAUGAGUUGAAUCCUAGUUGUGGUCAGGGAGAGGCAAGGGGAAGGCCUUGGAACCUUGGAGUGGAUUUGCAGCCAUGGCCGGGAAUUUUGAUGCGGAGGACCGUGAUAGCUGGUACUGGGGAAGGUUGAGUCGACAGGAGGCGGUUUCCCUCUUGGAGGGUCAGCGACAUGGCGUGUUCCUGGUCAGGGACUCUAUUACCAGUCCCGGGGACUACGUGCUAUCCGUCUCAGAGAACUCAAAAGUAUCACAUUAUAUAAUCAACAGCAUCAGCAACAACCGGCAAUCUGGAUCAGGUAAGAUUAGAUAGCUAGCGUGUUAGUAACGAGGCAGCUAGGAAGCCAGCUAGUUAACGUGGGAAAACGCCACUGACCCAGUGCUAGCGGCCAGCUAGCUAGCAGUACCUAGCUACGUUUAAGAUAACUUAGUUGGCCGGAAACUAGCUACACCAAAGAUACUCUGGUUACACCAGACAUAAGUCAUGUUAGAUGGCUUGCUAAACAAAAGAGAGUUUACGUUUGAAAACUUUAUUACACUAUGAACACUUAACAAGAAUGAUAGCUAGCUACUGAUGCUUGCUAAGGUCGGCCUGAAGCUAACGUUAUUCUUAUGUUGGAACGGAAGGCAAAUUAAAGCUAUGCACAGAGACAAGCAACCUAGUUGUGUUACUUGACAGUCAUGAUGUAGAUUGUGUCAAUUAACUUAUGGUGGUGGUCUUGGCACGCUAAUGAGUUCAAAUUUGACCAGUCACGAAGAUUUGCAAAUACAGUAUUUAGUUAGGGAUUUGGUAGUGUGCUUAGUUAGCUACACACAUAACUGGCUGUGGUUUUUGUAACUGUGUAGUAAUGGUGGGUUUUCAAAGGUCUUUGUUUAGUUUUGUCAGCUGGAGGCUUUAGGUACUUUGUCUUUAAUAUACAUUUUACAUUUUAGUAAUUUAGCAGACGCUCUUAUCCAGAGCGAUUUACAGUUAGUGAGUGCAUAAAUUGUUUCAUACUGAGAGCCAGGUAGACGGUGAGUGAGCGGGUUGGAUUGGGCUGAUCCUGUGAAUGAAUGGACAUGCUGUCACAAUUGGAGGAUGACUGUUCCGAAUGGUGUGUGUGGAAUGCCUGUGGUCCUGCCCUGUUUUACUUACGCGCGCGCACACACAUAGGCUCAGUUAUUUUUAUUGGUUUAGGCUACUUCCUUUUGGGAAUUUCACCAUACAUGUCCUACCUUGCAGGCUCUGCAAUUGUGUGACCAUUAGCUAAGCUGUCGAAUUGAAUCGAAUGAGUAUAUCUUCUGGAACAUAUUGUUUUUCUUAAUAAACUUCCAAAGUUGUGACAGAGCGUAUACAUGCUGUAUGUGAAGCCAUGGGAGGCUUAAACACUAUUUCAGCUAAGUCCUUGGCUUAAGCCUAAUUGUUUUGUUAGGUCUUGAUUGUCAGAAUAAUGUGUAGCUGUGAGGCACUUUCAGUUUCAGUAGCUUCAGGGUUCCAGGAGAGUAAAAUAAAAUAAAAAAGAGUUCCAUCCUCUCGCCGUCCAGGUCUGCCCCCCCCGCGGUUCCGCAUCGGGGACCAGGAGUUUGACGCCCUGCCCAUCCUUCUGGAGUUCUACAAGAUCCACUACCUGGACACCACCACGCUGAUCGAGCCCAUCAGCAAGGCCAAGCACACUGGCUUCGUGAGCUGUGCCGCCACCGCCCCCCCCACUGCGUCGGGCAGCGCCCCGCAGGAGGCAGAGUUUGUUCGCGCCCUCUUUGACUUCCCCGGCAAUGACGAGGAGGACCUGCCCUUCCGCAAGGGUGACGUGCUGCGUGUGCUGGUGAAGCCAGAGGAGCAGUGGUGGAAUGCGGCUAACCAGGAGGGCCGCGCCGGCAUGAUCCCCGUGCCCUAUGUGGAGAAGUACCGGCCUGCCUCGCCCACCUCCUCGGUGACGGGGGGACCCGGCGGUGCGGGAGGACCGGCCAGUGUUGUGGGCAGCACUACGGACGGAGCAGUGCCCCAGCUGCCCCCGCCUCUGGGAGAGCCGGGCCAGUAUGCCCAGCCCAUGGUCAACACGCCCCUGCCCAACCUGCAGAACGGGCCUGUCUACGCUCACACCAUUCAGAAAAGGGUGCCCAACGCCUAUGACAAGACAGCCCUCGCCUUGGAGGUAUUGGUUCACCCCCUUUCUUCGCCUUCCUCUGUUAACCUGCCCCCCCCCCCACGCUCUCUCCCUCUUUUCUGUUUCAUGUAAUGUGCCCUAUAUGUUCUCUCUGCUCGGAGAGCCAGGGUGCUGCUGUAAUUGCUUACUCUUGCCUGUAAGUAUACAUAUGACCAUCCAUACACAUGUGCAGACACACUUGCAUGCUUACACACACACACACAAUGACGUGCAUAAUGGGUUCAUGCAUAGAGAAAAUCAAACCGAGAGGAGAGCUAGUACUGGGGCUCUCUGGUUUUCUACACUGUCAGGGCCUGUGUGCAUUUGAAUGUAACAUUUAAAUCAAAUAUAAAAUCGAAUAACAUUUUAUUUGUCACGUGCCGAAUACAACAGGUGUAGACUUAACCGUGAAAUGCUUGCUUACGAGCUCUUCCCAACGAUGCAGAGUAAAAAUUAUUUUUUUAAAUAGUAGGGGCAACACUAUGGACGGAGCAGUGCCCCAGCUGCCUCUAGGGGAACCGGGCCAGUAUGCCCUUGCCCAACCUGCAGAACGGGCCGUGAAAUGCUUGCUUACGAGCCCUUCCCAACAAUGCAGUUAAAAAAUAUAAAUAGUAACACAAGGAAUAAAAUACACAAGAAUAGUCGCUCUCUCCCUCCGCUGCUCUGAGGCGGGCAGGAGUCAGAGAGGUCAAGGUCCUGGUUAUCAAAUACAGAUUAGAGAUGAAGAAGUGCACUCUCUCUCUUUCUAUUUCUCUCUCACCUUCAUCCCUCUCUGAGGUACCAAAUAAUAUGCUUUCCGUGCUCUUCUACUCCCCUUGUAUAGUUAAAUAGAGCAACAAACGGCCAAAAUGAGACAACGGACGCCUAUUAAAUACCUAUUAAAGGUAUAGUUCAGUUCCACAUAAUUAUGUACAGUACCAGUCAAAAGUUUGGACACACCUACUCAUUCAAGGGUUUUUCUUAAUUGUUACUAUUUUCUACAUUGUAGAAUAAUAGUAAAGACAUCAAAACGAUGAAAUAACACAUAUGGAAUCAUGUAGUAACCAAAAAAGUGUUAAACAAAUCAAAAUAUAUUUUAUAUUCUUCAAAGUAGCCACCCUUUGCCUUUGACAGCCUAUUCCCUAUUUAGUGCACUGCUUUUGGUCAAAAGUUGUGCACUAUGUAAGGAAUAGGCCAGGGUGCCAUUUCGGACCAUUUUUGCACUGCAGAAAAUGAAGCAACAUGGAGAUUAUAGUGGGAUGAUAAUAAUAAUAAUAUAGUAAUAAUAAUUUAUUAUUAUUAUUAUUAUUAUUAUUAUUAAUGGGCGUGGAGUGUGUAUCCCAGGGUAAAGGCUUAGUAGGACUGUGCUGCUGUGUAGAUCAGGGCUUAGGGUCAAUUGCCUUACAGGCUGUGAGUCAAUCAGGGUUCCGGUAAUUCCAUACCAAUAUUGUUCAGUCAGUGGACGUACCGGUAGUUCACAUUGAUUUCCAAUUGCAACUGUCCAUGAACUGAGUGUAUUUGAAAUGGAAGCGACCCCGACUCUGGCCUGGGUUAGAGAAACGAAAUAAAGAGUUUGGCUACUGUGCUUGUCAGUAUGGAUGGGCACGUUAGUAUUCGAAUACUUGCGAGAGUAUUCAUUUGAGGGGGGAAAAAUCACAGGCCUAUUUUAACAAUGAAAAGUCUGUCUCAAUUAAAUUAAAUAAUUUGUGACAUUGCUACACACAAAGAUAUACCAUGACAUUUGAAAUUCAGUUUAAUAAAACAAACUUUUAAAUGUAGUUUUUAUGACGUGGGACCCAUAAUAGAAAGACUUACUGUAUAUCCUACACAGGUUUCACCUGUAUAGCUUGUUGUUGGCACUACAGUCAGAGGCUCCAUGUGUAGCAACGUGAAGUGGGAGGUCUCAAAUCAAUGCAAAAUUAAAAUUAUGGAAUUCAAUUAGCUAAAUGAGAAGUAGGUUACAACGAGCAACCAACAGGUAGGCUGUUGUUUAAUCUGAAUGGAGUUGGUUUGGACGGGCAGCGCAGCGCAGCAAAAUAGCCUCAACUGGCCUAGCUAACUAAUAUCUGGCGAUCUUAGCUAGCUUCUUUACAUCGAUUUAAUACAGUAAAGACAGGCACUGUCAGAUGGGAUGAGAGAGAACCUAUGGCAUUUACAAGUUUGUCAACUAGUGCGAGUCAGUUGCUACUUUCUCUUUCUCCCUCCCGUGUCUCACACACCACUGGCCCCUGCCCAUCCCCCCACCCUGCUGCAGCGUGCACUGUCUCUUCCGAGUCGCGCAAGCUGCGCAGCAAACAAGUGUCCAUGUUCAAACAAAGUUACAUAACAACACGUUUUUAGACUAUCCGGAUAUCCACAUUUUUGUUUUAUUUGAAUGGUGAAAUUAUUUCAAAUGCCCAUCCCUACUUGUCAGGUAAGGCUGGGGUUGGGAACUCAAAUGAAAGGAGACUUUGCUUCCACACAUUUUCAAAAUGUCCACCCCCAAAAACCUUGAUGUUGGCGCACCUGGGCGCAUUUCAAAACUAAACAAAACAGAAUUGUGUUGAAUAAUAAGGGCUGUAUUGCCUGGCUAUCCAGACUCCUCGCUCCGGACAAUCGCUACGCCAUGCCCACGGACGUUCGUUUCUUCUCCACAAUGAGUCUUGAUCUGAGUACCUCCCCGACCCUUCACCAAAUGUGAACACAUUCAGGGCCGUCAGAUUGGUCCAGAAACUGAUGGGUUGGGCCAGAGCCAGAACACACGUGGGUAAAGCGGCGGUUAAAAAAUUAGUCAUACGCUUUGAUACUCUGAUUGGUUAGAAACAAUCCAAUUGCUGAUUACUUUGUUUUGUACAACGCCCCUUGUCACCACAAGACUCCAAUGAUUGCAGUAGCCGACUAAAGUAUGUAGUGAAUGACAGAGCAGCGGAAUAAUUUAAUGUGAGUCGUCACGCUAAGGGCUGUUGCCAACUAAUUCAGCUAAAUAAUUAUCAUGUGGUUCAAGUGUGAGUAGAGUUGAUUUGAUGUAUUCAUUCUACUAUUAUAGUUGAUUGAUUAGGCUACUUAAUAAAACUAUUGAUGGAACAUCAUUGAGACCCAUAGGGGCUCCAAAGCCACACGUUGCAGACCCCUGAAGGUCUUGUUUCUAUCCAAUCUAUCUCUAUAGUCUAACCUUUGUGUGUGUGUGUUUGUGCAGGUCGGAGACAUGGUGAAAGUGACCAAGAUCAACGUGAACGGCCAGUGGGAGGGCGAGUGCAAGGGCAAGCGUGGCCACUUUCCCUUUACGCAUGUCCGGCUGCUGGACCACCAACACUCCGAGGACGAGAGCUGA